Messenger RNA from Neolamprologus brichardi, 1914 nucleotides. NCBI's taxonomy places the organism in Eukaryota, Metazoa, Chordata, Actinopteri, Cichliformes, Cichlidae. The record is from RefSeq and is a predicted model, not a curated record.
GCAGUUCCUGACGUGCGCCAGUGUCACGAGCUAGUAGAGUUAGUUGUUUAUGGAAUAACGACCAAAUACGAAACAGGACCUGACCAGCACAAGUGACGAUUGAGGAAAAAACACCAAAAUAUGUGGUGUAAGUCUCCUUUGGGUGCGGAAAAUGCCAAACGUUGUUAUGACGGCUCAUCCAUCAAAUGGUGGAACUGUGACACAAGUGGACAGCAUCCAGCAUUUGCCCAGUCCUCCCCAUCCUCCCACUGUGCAUGGUGCUAGUGAAAGUGGACACCAUGUGGAAGUAGUUAAAGAAAGGACCCCCCAAGGUGGUGAAUGGCUCCUGUCUGGGAUAAUUUGCAUCAACAUCCUGAUGCUUGGCUGUGCUCUGGUCAGCAGCAGCGCCUUCAAUGUUGUCGCCAUAACACCAGUGCACCGGCAAAUCUUCCUCAUCACCCUCCUCGUCCUUACUAUGUUGUGGAUGCUGUUUUACAUGGUCGUCACCUCCCGAGAGGAUCGUGCAGUCUUAUUUAAAGAUCGCCAUGCUGGGCCCGUGUGGCUCAAGGCUGGGCUUGUGCUGUUCGGCCUCCUUAGUUUCCUCAUGGACAUCUUCAAGAUUGCCACUUAUGUGGGCUACCUUCACUGUGAUUCUCCUGUUAAAGUAGCCUACCCCAUUGUGCAAGCUGUGUUUUUAUUUUUCCAGACCUACUUCCUGUGGUUUCAUUCAAGGGACUGCGUGCAGCUACACACCAACUUAACACGAUGUGGGCUUACUCUUACACUUUCAACUAACCUGGUGGUGUGGAUGGCAGCAGUGACUGAGGAGUCGAUUCAGAGGUAUGAUUCAUGUACAGAGUGUUUACGAGGAAAAUAACUGAUGGUUGCUCUUUCUGUUCCAGCCAACUACGGUGCCAAGAAGUGCACAUGCAGUCAUAUGGCAUGUGAGACCUUCAAAGAGGCCUUCUACUACCUGUACCCCUUCAACAUAGAAUACAGCCUCUUUGCUUCUGCCAUGACCUACAUAAUGUGGAAAAACGUGGGCAGAAUUGUUGACCAUCACAAGCACCACAAAUUUAACUUCUAUGUGAAAGAUGUUUUCGUAGGGCCUGUAGCAGGACUGCUCCUGGUGGUGGCAGGACUUGUUAUAUUUGUACUGUACAAGAUUAACAUACUCAAAGAAGACAAGGAGAAAAGAAAUAAGGCCCUGCUGAUUCAUUUCAUUAUGAACAUAGUGAUUGUUAGCUUGAUGUCCCUCUCCACUAUGAUUGGCUGCAUUAUUUACAGACUGGACCGCAGGGAAUAUGUAUCAGACAAAAACCCCACUCGCAGCCUGGACGUGGGGCUACUGGUGGCAUCGUCUUUGGGGCAAUUCAUCAUUAGCUAUUUCAGCCUUGUGGCUACAGUGGCGACGGGAGCCCAGGGUUACCUAAAUGUGCUCAACCUGGCCUGGGCUGUGGUAUUGGUGGUUGAGAUUGGCCUGCAGAACUAUUUCAUCAUUGAAGGCCUCCAUCGGCAGCCCAUCAAUGUAAUGCAGGCAAAUGCCCGUGCUUUUCAAGACCACACCGAAAUGGCCAAUGACGUGGAGGGUCAAAUAUCAAGAUACUCAAUUUCUAAAAAGCCAAGUUGGAAAAGGAGAGUUCUGAGGGAAGUGUGUGCCUUUUUGCUCCUGGCAAACAUAAUUCUAUGGAUCAUGCCUGCAUUUGGGGCUCGUCCCCAGUUCGACCACUCCGCUGAGAUAUACUUUUACAAUUACACAAUGUGGAACGCAAUUGUGAAUAUUGGACUUCCUUUUGGAAUCUUCUAUCGCAUGCACGCUGUGGCCAGUCUCUUUGAAGUUUAUCUAAGAGAUUGACUAAUCUCGUAGCUAGACUCAUUCUUUUGAUAUAGGUGUAUAAAAAGUGAACAAUUUUAUGUAUUAAAACAUUUAACAUG